AUGCGGCGAGAGGAGGCCGAGGCGGCGGCGGUGGCCGCGUCCAACCCUCGGGCUCGCAACCUGCAGCCGUCGGCCGUGGUGGCAGGUCGGCUAAGGGGGUCCCAGGCGGUGGUGGCGGCGCCCGGGAGUCUGCCGCCUGUGUCGAGCAAGGCGGAUAAGUUCCCGGCGCGGCCCGGAUUCGGGACCGUCGGGAAGAGGUGCCGCGUCCGCGCCAACCAUUUCCUGGUGCAAGUCGCGAACCAGGAUAUCCACCACUACGACGUGGCAAUUUUUCCGGAAACGAGGUCCCGAGAACGGAACAGAUCAAUUGUCAACGAACUUGUUAGACUUCACAGACAGUACCUGGAUGGUAGAUUGCCUGUCUAUGAUGGCAGAAAGAACAUAUAUACUGCUGGUGCACUACCCUUCAAGAACAAAGAAUUUGUUGUCAAACUUGCUAAUGCUGCUAGAGGGCACCAACGGGAGGAAGAAUACAAGGUGACUAUACAACAUGCUUCAAAACUGGAUCUGUACAAUCUUCAACAGUUCUUGGCUGGUAGGCACAGGGAGUUGCCACAAGACACUAUCCAAGCACUAGACAUCGCUCUAAGGGAAUCCCCCGCAGCAGAGUACUUAUCAAUCUCAAGAUCAUUUUUCUCGCAGUCAUUUGGCCAUGGUGGUCCGAUUGGCAAUGGUGUUGAAUGCUGGAGGGGGUACUACCAAAGCCUGCGCCCCACACAGAUGGGACUGUCACUAAACAUUGAUAUUUCGGCUACAGCAUUUUACAAGGCCCAACCAGUGAUGGACUUUGCGAUGGAAUAUUUGAGCAUGCGAGAUUCUUCAAGGCUGUCUGAUCAGGACCGUCUUAAGCUGAAGAAAGCCCUUAGAGGUGUCCGGGUUGUGGCCACUCAUCGGACAGAUAAAAAACUCCGUUACAAGAUUACCGGGAUAACCCAAGCUCCAUUGAAGGAUUUAACCUUUGAUCAAGAUGGGACGCGCACAUCGGUUGUUGAGUACUUCAAGAAGCAGUACAAUUGCUCAUUGAAAUAUAUUAAUUGGCCUUGCCUUCAAGCUGGCAGUGAUAGCAGCAGGCCGACAUAUUUGCCUGUGGAGGUUUGCAGCAUAGUUGGGGGACAACGGUAUUCUAGAAAGCUGAAUGAACGCCAAGUUACAGGCAUACUGAAGAUGACAUGUGAACGUCCGGCACAAAGGGAGAAGAGUGUUCUGGAUAUUGUUAACAGGAAUAAUUAUUCAAAUGACUUCUAUUCAAAAGAAUUUGGCAUGAAAGUGACAAACCAACUUGCAUUGGUUGAUGCUCGUGUACUUCCUGCCCCAAGGCUUAAAUAUCACGAAUCUGGACGAGACAAAGUAUGUGAUCCUUUCGUAGGACAAUGGAACAUGAUUAACAAGAAAUUUGUCAAUGGAGGAUCGGUCAACUAUUGGGCAUGCCUAACUUUUGCUUCUCGCCUGCACCCAAAGGACAUUGGCAUGUUCUGCAACGAUCUUGCCCGCAUGUGCAAUAGCAUUGGCAUGCAAAUGAAUAUGAAACCAUGCGUGGAUAUCACACAACCAAGCCGUCAGGAUAGUGUGGAGUCUGCAAUCAGAACUAUCCAUAGGAAUUCUUCACAAGUACUUGCUCAGCAAGGUCUAGCAGGGAAGCAACUUGAGUUGUUGAUCAUCAUACUACCUGAUGUUAGUGGUUCUUAUGGAAGGAUUAAACGGCUUUGUGAAACCGAGCUUGGUGUAAUAACUCAGUGUUGCUUACCUAGAAAUGUUCAAAAGGGUGGAAAACAGUAUCUUGAAAAUCUUUCUAUGAAGAUCAACGUUAAGGUUGGAGGUCGGAAUACCGUGCUUGAAAAUGCUUUGUACAAGAGGAUACCACUUCUGACAGAUGUCCCCACCAUAGUUUUUGGAGCUGAUGUCACACACCCAUCUCCUGGAGAAGAUGCAUCUCCUUCUAUCGCUGCGGUUGUUGCAUCGAUGGAUUGGCCAGAAGUUACGAAGUACAAAUGCUUGGUAUCUUCACAAGGUCAUAGGGAUGAAAUUAUAGCUGACCUUUACACAGAAGUAAGAGAUCCACAGAAGGGGCUUGUUGCCGGCGGGAUGAUAAGGGAACUGCUUGUCUCUUUCUACAAAGCCACUGGAUGCAAACCUAGCAGGAUUAUAUUUUACAGGGAUGGUGUUAGUGAGGGACAGUUCAGCCAAGUUUUGCUCUAUGAAAUGGAUGCAAUUCGCAAGGCAUGUGCUACUUUACAGGAGGGAUAUCUUCCGCCAGUUACAUUUGUUGUUGUGCAAAAGAGGCAUCACACUCGCCUAUUUCCUGAAAACCAUGGUGCACGAGAUUUGACGGAUCGAAGUGGAAAUAUACUGCCUGGAACUGUUGUCGACACAAAGAUCUGUCAUCCUAGUGAGUUUGAUUUUUACCUCUGUAGCCAUGCUGGUAUUCAGGGAACAAGCCGCCCAACACAUUAUCAUGUUCUUCUCGACGAAAACCGUUUUACCGCUGAUGCCCUGCAAACCUUGACUUACAAUCUUUGCUACACUUAUGCUCGGUGCACCCGCUCGGUCUCCAUAGUUCCCCCAGCGUAUUAUGCACACCUGGCAGCAUUCCGUGCGCGCUACUACAUGGAGGACGAGUUUUCUGACCAGGGUUCGUCGUUGGCCACAUUGCGGACGGAUGAGCGGUCCGCGCCUGUGAGGCAGCUCCCAAAGAUCAAGGACAACGUAAAGGAGUUCAUGUUCUACUGCUGA
Messenger RNA from Lolium rigidum, 2730 nucleotides. RefSeq names its product protein argonaute 12-like. Gene Ontology annotation, cellular component: cytoplasm. The transcript has 23 exons. Gene Ontology annotation, biological process: regulatory ncRNA-mediated post-transcriptional gene silencing. The record is from RefSeq and is a predicted model, not a curated record. NCBI's taxonomy places the organism in Eukaryota, Viridiplantae, Streptophyta, Magnoliopsida, Poales, Poaceae. The coding region runs from base 1 to 2730 and encodes 909 amino acids. Gene Ontology annotation, molecular function: protein binding; RNA binding.